UGACAAGAAUUUGGCAGUCAGCCAAGAGCCAUGUUCAAGCUCUUAGGUGUCGGACCAAAAGUUUCAACACCUCUAAUAUUCUCUUUGUCGAAAUCGCCAAGUUGGCGCUGGCAACCUAUUUCAAGUCUUACUCACCGAAGUUGGAGCGCGCCUUGUGGCCCGAACUUCCACACGAUGUCGGUUGUUGACCUAGGUCGUCUGCAAGAUCUGCGACACACCAGACAUUCGAUAACACUUUCUAAUGGCAAGCGCCUUGUUCUCUUCCGCCUGCCGAGAAUUGAUCGGCCGGAUGUAACGCUACCAGCUGUGGAAAGUCCAGAUUCAUGGAAUUACUAUGCAAUGGAGGCAGAGUGUCCUCACGCCGGUGGGCCAAUGGCAGAUGCUCACAUAGACAUCGAAGACUCGUCCUACAUUGCCUCUUGCCCGUGGCAUGCGUAUGACUUCAACGUAGAGACUGGUGAGUCUAGUUAUGGCAUCAAAGCCUGCACGUUUCCGGUCACUGUUCAAGAUGAAAGAGUGAGCAUACAAAUUGCAGGAACCGGAAAUGUCCAACUCGACAAGAUCGAGCCCGUCAGCGAGAAAGUGAAAUUCAAGCAUGGUCCCAGAACUGAUCCUUCAGGUCCUGCAACGUAUCUCGGUGAGGAUGCAAGCCUGUGCGAUUGGUGCAACCAUAUUCUAAAUACCUCUAAUCCCGAGCACAAGAUCGAACUCACAACACAUCUCUUCUCCUUAUUUGCAACACGUGAACAAUCUUCUUCGCUCAUGGAGAUUGGGGCUGGUACUGUGAUUCCUCCCCAAGAACCGCCAAGACAAAACUUGACCCAAGUGAAACCGGGGCAGAUGCCCAGAGCUGGCAAGGGAGGGAACCUUAAAAACAGGAUCAUGAUGCUCCACGCUCUGGCAAACAUUGAGCAGUGGGCCAUCGAUCUCGCUAUCGAUAUCAUGGUUCGGUUCGCUUCGUUUCAAACAGCAACGCGGGAUGAGAACGACUACCCACGUCCACUACCGCGAACGUUUUUCUACGACUGGCUUAAGGUCGCGAAUGAUGAGGCAAAGCAUUUCUCUUUACUACGGGCAAGGUUAGAGGAGAUGGGGAGUCAUUUCGGUGCUCUGCCAGUCCACCACGGUUUAUGGGAAUCUGCCGUAAGAACAUCGCACGACCUGCGCGCAAGGAUAAGCGUCAUCGCACUUGUCCACGAAGCUCGCGGCCUCGAUGUCAAUCCCAAGACGAUCGAAAAGUUCCAAAAUGCCAAAGAUAGCGAAAGCGUCGAUGCAUUAAACAUUAUUCACAACGACGAGAUUACGCAUGUCACUACGGGGCAUAGGUGGCUCACUUGGAUUUGCCAACAAGAGGGCACCGAUCCGGUUCAAGUCUUCCGAAACAACGUACAGCAACACUUUAGAGGGGCCGUGAGGGGUCCGUUCAAUGCUGAGGCCCGACAACAGGCUGGUAUGGAUAAGAGCUAUUAUGAAGACCUCCAGGGGCUCCCGUGGAGAGGUGAUAUUAUCGCUGGUGGUUAAACUAUCUAUAUCCUCACAUUUUAAGUUGUCUUCGUCUAGACUAAUCCUGUUGGAUAAUGCCACAUAGAAGAAUAUCAAAGCAUCACUAACCUGAUACCAGCAACGCUAAACUGAGGGUUACGGAUAUUCCGGGAUUAUCUGAACGACUUAUCUCGUGGCUCUUGGACGUCCUUUUUUCUAAAUCGCAAAGUUGCCAUUGACUACUAUUAUAUUUACAUUUACCUUGCGCCAUGGUCAUUAGUAUGACAUUUAGGCAUACUUUAUUCGGAGUUGAGCUGCUAUUAUUUCUGAUAUCUAUCGAAACGGAGCUAUGUAGCUAAAGCGACUAUGUACUCACCUAACCUAAAAUAAACCUUAAGUCAGUAGCCGACUGGGGGAACCCGCUUUCUAGAAUUUUCUAGAUUUUGCAUUUACAUUACAAGAUACGAAGAUAUUCAAGCUGAGGGAGGAAAUAAGGCUGACAAUUUAUCAUACUAUUUUUAGUAUGGACUGAUAAGGUAUUAGAGUGAUAAGGGG
Daldinia loculata is the source of this 2037-nucleotide messenger RNA. Its product is annotated as Rieske [2Fe-2S] domain protein. The record is from RefSeq and is a predicted model, not a curated record. Gene Ontology annotation, molecular function: 2 iron, 2 sulfur cluster binding. Lineage: Eukaryota; Fungi; Ascomycota; Sordariomycetes; Xylariales; Hypoxylaceae. The transcript has a single exon. Bases 31 to 1521 code for a protein of 496 amino acids.